CAGCGGCUCCGCCCCAUCCCAAUCCUGUCAGGCUGUCCAAUCGCUUGUAGAGAUCGUCGCUUUAUCCAGUCUGUGGUGUUGAUCUCAGCUCCAGCUGUAGAUCAGGCCCGUACAAUGGCGGAGAAGAUUCAAAAGAGUGUGAAGAUUGCUCCCGGAGCAGUUGUAUGUGUAGAAAGUGAAAUCAGAGGAGAUGUUACUAUAGGACCAAGGACGGUGAUUCACCCCAAAGCACGAAUUAUUGCUGAAGCUGGGCCAAUAGUGAUUGGUGAAGGUAACCUGAUAGAAGAACAGGCCCUCAUCAUAAAUGCUCAUCCAGAUAAUAUCACUCCUGACACUGAAGAUCCAGAACCCAAACCUAUGAUCAUUGGCACCAACAAUGUGUUUGAAGUUGGCUGUUAUUCCCAAGCCAUGAAAAUGGGGGAUAACAAUGUCAUUGAAUCAAAAGAACUACUUUUCCCCCAGCCAAUCAAAAACAAAUAUCUACUCUCCAAAAUUGGGUCAAGUCACCAGAACUGCUGGGAACCAGCUCCAAGAGCUUAUCCCACUAAAGUGCAGAAAGAACCUGAAAAGUGACACUUCUUUAAGAACAGUGGUUUGUUGGUCCUCAAUGGCAUGGGGGGAAAAAUGCUUCUUUUUUUAAAUCAGAUCAUACUUUUUUGUUAAUCUACUUAAUGGUCAUAAUUUUAAUUUAGAUUACCAAUUAUUAUCAUUAUUGGCAUUCUUGACUUAUUAUAAGCUUACUAUGUGUCAGACCUGUGCUUAGUACUUUUAUUUUCUCAUUGAACUAUGUACUUUUAUUUUGUUGAACUUAGUACUUUUAUUUUAUUGAACUUAGUACUUUUAUUUUCUCAUUGCAAUAUGAAGUGGGGUAGUCUCCACAUUUUAUAGAUAAACUUGAGCUCAAAGACCAGUGACAUGCCCAAGGCCACAAAAAUAGUCAGCAGCAGAGCUCUGUUUUAAAUGCUUUGCACUGUCUUCCCCUGUGCUAUCUAUGCAAACUCUGAACUGACGCAUUUUCUUUAGUUUUUGUUGUUGUUUUUUUCUUAAGGCCAGUUUACAUUUUUGUACCUAAAUCUCAGAGAAAAAAAGAGUUGUAAACACAACAAGAAGCGUUAUAAU
Marmota monax (woodchuck) is the source of this 1119-nucleotide messenger RNA. It is a transcript of the gene Dctn6, whose product is annotated as dynactin subunit 6. Lineage: Eukaryota; Metazoa; Chordata; Mammalia; Rodentia; Sciuridae. The record is from RefSeq and is a predicted model, not a curated record. The transcript is spliced from 6 exons. Gene Ontology annotation, cellular component: dynactin complex. Bases 115 to 573 code for a protein of 152 amino acids. Gene Ontology annotation, biological process: mitotic spindle organization. Gene Ontology annotation, molecular function: dynein complex binding.